AUUAUAAUUUGAUGGAAAUACUUCUUACCUUUUUUGCUAUAUGAAAAUUUUAAUCAUUAUUUAAUCAUAAUUUCAGUGUAUAAAUUGUAACACAGAAAGUAUUCAUUUACAGAGUGCAAAAAUGUUUUAAUAAAUCAUAUAUGUGCCUCAAAAGAAAUAAAGAGAAAAUAUUUGUGUAAGAGUCAAAUUAUACAAAAAGUCAAAUUUGAACAAAAAUGGCAUCACGAUUUAGUGGAGCAUUGCAGAUUACAAAUCUUGAUGACUUUAUCACUCCAUCACAGGAAUGUAUUAAACCUAUAGAAAUGCAAUCAAACAAAAGCAAAACAGGUGCAAAAAUAAAAAUACAAUCUGACAAUUUGGUGCUUAAUGAAAUUAGACAGCCUGAAAAAUUGCAAAAAGUUGAAAUUACACUCGCAGAUUGUUUAGCAUGCAGUGGUUGCAUUACAUCUGCUGAAAGUGUGUUAGUUACUCAACAAAGUCAAGAAGAACUGCUCAGAGUAUUUCAGGAAAAAAUAACUCAACAAAAUAUAGGAAGUACAGAUCUCAAAUAUAUAGUAGUCAGUCUAUCAGUGCAACCUGUAUUGUCAUUGGCCCAGCGUUAUGAACUUACACCUGAGCAAACUCUCUGUAAAUUGGCAGGUUUCUUCUAUAAAUUGGGAGCUGAUGCUGUAUUAGAUAUGACUGUAGCUGAUGACUUUACUUUAUUAGAAGCUGCUAAAGAAUUCGUCGAGCGUUAUAAAGCCAAUAAGGAGGGCACAAAAAAUCAAUUACCAAUGCUAUCCUCUUCUUGUCCAGGUUGGGUAUGUUAUGCAGAGAAAACUCAUGGAAAUUUUAUAUUGCCAUAUAUAAGUGUCACAAAAUCACCUCAACAAAUUAUGGGAUCUUUAGUAAAAUAUCACUUAGCCGAAAAUAUGGGUCUUUCACCAGAACGAAUAUACCAUGUAACUGUAAUGCCUUGUUAUGACAAAAAAUUGGAAGCUUCCAGAGAAGACUUUUAUAAUCAGCAAAAAAAGACGAGAGAUGUAGAUUGCGUUAUAACAUCAAUUGAAUUGGAACAAAUGCUUAGUGAAGAUGGUUUAGUAUUGAAUGAAAUACAGGAAGGUGAAAUCAAACAACCAUUUGGUUCUUAUAACAAAGAUACCGAAAAUAGAUUAUGGAGUCACAGUGGAUCAGGAUCAGGUGGUUACGCGGAUUUUAUUUUCCGUUAUGCAGCGAAGAAUCUUUUUGAUGAGGAAAAUGUCGUGGUAGAUUUUAAAAAUCUUAGAAAUCCCGAUUACCAGGAAGCAGAACUGAAGAGGAAUGACCAGGUGUUAUUAAAGUUUGCUAUUAUUAAUGGAUUCAGGAAUAUACAAAAUAUAGUUCAGAAAAUGAAAAGAGGCAAAUGCAUUUACGAUUACGUGGAAAUUAUGGCAUGCCCAUGUGGUUGCUUAAAUGGUGGAGCACAAAUAAGACCUGACGGAAAUAUCCAACCCCGAGAACUUGCGUCAAUAUUAGAAAAUGCUUAUCAUAAACUUCCAUUAAGCAAACCUGAAGAAAACAAAGUGGUACAGAAUUUGUAUAAAACUUGGUUGGGAGGAGAACAUACAGACAAAGUUAAUGCAUAUUUUAGUACACAGUAUCAUGAGAUAGAAAAGAUGAAUACAGCGCUUGCUAUAAAAUGGUAACAUACAGUGUCAUAUACGAUUACGUUUUGUACAAUAUGUAUAUGUAUUUUGUAUAAUUAGUUUACAUUAGCCAAGAUUGAUUUAUUUUUAUGUACAAAAAUAACAAAAAUAAAUUAAUAAUUGUUAAUCAAUUA
Messenger RNA from Cataglyphis hispanica, 1798 nucleotides. Its product is annotated as probable cytosolic Fe-S cluster assembly factor AGAP009023. The transcript is spliced from 8 exons. Gene Ontology annotation, molecular function: 4 iron, 4 sulfur cluster binding. Gene Ontology annotation, biological process: iron-sulfur cluster assembly. Lineage: Eukaryota; Metazoa; Arthropoda; Insecta; Hymenoptera; Formicidae. Gene Ontology annotation, cellular component: cytosolic [4Fe-4S] assembly targeting complex. Bases 216 to 1664 code for a protein of 482 amino acids. The record is from RefSeq and is a predicted model, not a curated record.